AUGACGCUCGGGAAGAACAAGCGCAUCAGCAAGGGCGGCAAGCGCGGCAAGAAGAAGGCGCAGGAGGCGAUGAGCCGCAAGGAGUGGUACGACGUGGUAGCCCCCAAGAACUUUGAGGUGCGUCAGUUCGGCAAGAGCAUCUGCAACAAGACGCAGGGCACGAAGAUCGCGGCGGAUUUCCUGCGCGGGCGCGUGUACGAGAGCAACCUGGCGGACCUGAACAAGACACAGGGCGAUGACGACGCCUACCGCAAGGUGAAGUUUGUGGUGCAGGAGGUGCAGGGCCGCAACCUGCUGACGCAGUUCCACAGCAUGGACAUGACGUCCGGCCGCGUCUACUUCCUGCUGCGCAAGUGGUGCACGACGAUCGAGGCGGCUGUGGAGGCCAAGACUGCCGACGGCUAUACCCUGCGUCUCUUCGUGAUUGCCUUCACGAAGAAGCAGA
This is a messenger RNA of Trypanosoma rangeli, 445 nucleotides long. Its product is annotated as 40S ribosomal protein S3a. Gene Ontology annotation, biological process: translation. The transcript has a single exon. Gene Ontology annotation, molecular function: structural constituent of ribosome. The record is from RefSeq and is a predicted model, not a curated record. Gene Ontology annotation, cellular component: ribosome; cytosol. The annotation marks the transcript as partial. NCBI's taxonomy places the organism in Eukaryota, Euglenozoa, Kinetoplastea, Trypanosomatida, Trypanosomatidae.